This is a messenger RNA of Amphibalanus amphitrite, 1602 nucleotides long. RefSeq lists its product as uncharacterized. The transcript is spliced from 7 exons. NCBI's taxonomy places the organism in Eukaryota, Metazoa, Arthropoda, Thecostraca, Balanomorpha, Balanidae. The record is from RefSeq and is a predicted model, not a curated record. The coding region runs from base 154 to 1143 and encodes 329 amino acids.
CCCCCCCCGCUUGGCGUGGCGGCGGAGUCGCAGCGCCAGUCUCGGCUGAACCGUGCCGCGGGAGCUACUGUGCGGCCGCAGUCGGCGUGAGAACCUACCGUCGCCGACACACGCGCCAGAGAACGAGGAGCGGCCGAGACACCGACUGGCGCCAUGAUUCCCGUACUGCUACUCGUCUCCCUGGUAGGUCACGUGGCCGGUCACGGUCGUCUGAUGGACCCUCCGGCCCGGAACGCCAUGUGGAGGUUCAACUUCAGCAACCCGGUCAACUACAACGACAACGAGCUCUUCUGCGGAGGAUUCGUUGUGCAAUAUCAGCAGAACGACGGCAAGUGUGGCGUGUGCGGAGACAACUACGCGCUGGACGAGCCGCGACCGCACGAGGCGGGCGGCGAGUUCGCCAAGGGACUCAUCGGAAAACGCUACUCGCCCGGUCAGUUGAUCGACAUUGAAGUGGAGCUGACCGCCAACCACAUGGGCAACUUCGUGAUCCGGCUGUGUCCGCACAACAACGACAGGAAGACAGUGACGCAGGAGUGCCUCAACAAACACGUUUUGCGCGUGGCCGGCACCAACUCGAUCCGCUACGUCAUCCCGGAGGACUCUGGCAAGGCGGGCAUCUUCCGCUGGAAGGUGGAGCUGCCGCCCUACCUGACGUGCACCCAGUGCGUCAUGCAGUGGACCUACUACGCCGGAAACACGUGGGGCACGUGCUCGGACGGCGAGCAGGCGGUCGGCUGCGGGCCGCAGGAGACGUUCAUCAACUGCGCCGACAUCGCCAUCGUCUCCAACACGCCCUACUUCGGACCCGUCCACAACAGUCUGGACCGCACGCUGCCCCUCACCAAGUCGGAGGUGGCUCGGGUGGUCCAGGAGGACCUAGACAACGAGCCCCGGGCGCCCGCCUUCCGGCCGCAGAUCUGUCUGCCGCAUGGAGAGUUUAAACAGGAGGAAGGCGCCGACCGGUUCUGCCUGCGCUGCAUGGUUAACCCCGAGGCGUGCCCCACGGAUAGGUGCAUGUGUGUUACGGAGUGCGAGGCACAGGGAGAGUUCGCCAAGAGGCCACAGGCUGACCUGUUCUGUCACGAGAACUGCCUCGGCUUCCCGAGCCACUGCCCGGAGGACAAGUGUCGCUGCUUCUGAGGGGACGGAAGACAACCCGAAGGACAAGCUCGCUUGCUCCUGAUGAGCGACAAUGGAUGACAUGAACGACAGACUGGUUGUUUGACGGCUGAGGCUGCUGAGACAAGGGCAUUAGGAUGGUGUAUCCGCAAUGGUGCGAUUUAGUCCGGGCCACGCAGGCAGCACUGGGCCAGCCACAGUGGUGACACGACUGCUGGGCAGAAGCCCCUGCCACCGUUGUCAUCGCCGGUGCGGUGUGGUUUGGGUAAUUGGAUGAGAAGCGCUGAAUGUUGGCGAAGGGGCAAAUGUAAUGUGAUCUACCCUCUACGGCGGUGUGAUCUACCGUAGACUGAUUUAUAGUUCCAUUUGAUGACUUAUAGUGUCGAAUCUGUUUCGUCGAACUACUCAUUUUGUCACUGCUACGGGAUUCGGUGUGUCGAUUUAGUUCCAAUGGAUUCAUUUCGUGGAAAAAAUGUUAAA